Messenger RNA from Pantherophis guttatus, 2485 nucleotides. The record is from RefSeq and is a predicted model, not a curated record. Lineage: Eukaryota; Metazoa; Chordata; Lepidosauria; Squamata; Colubridae.
CUAGCUCUUCUUGAUGGAGCCAGGAGGGAGAUCUCCAUCCAGAUGUCAACAUUAGGAGGCACCUACAAAGUCUCACAGAUCAGUCUUAAAUCUGCUUCAGAGGCUCUGAGUGAUAAAAGUCAAUUUCCCUUUUUCCACCGGAUGAAUCCCAAAGAAGGGAUCCAGUACCCAGCAAUUGUCCACCUGCUCCUCCAUUUCAGAUGGACCCUGAUUGGCCUCUUUGCUUCAGACACAGAAAAUGGAGAGAAUUUCAUGAGGACUUUCCCUCCUAUGCUUGUCAGGAAUGGAAUUUGUGUUGUUAUAUCACAACUGUUCUCAACAACUGGAUACACAACAGCCCUCAGGGAUUCCCUCUCUAAGUGGAGACAAGUCAACGUCUUUGUUCACUUCAUAGAAAAUGUUUCCAUUUGGGAGAGAAUUCUUCCUUUCCAUGAAACAUUUGUGCGUCUGCCAGGACCCACUGAAGGGAACAUCUGGAUCCUCACAAAUUUUUUUGGAUAUACAAUGAACAAACAUAGACUUCUCAAAUACAUCCAUAGUAUUUGGAACUUUGGUUAUCUGCCAAAAAAAAGGCCAAAGGAUUCUGCCUUUGAACCCCAUUUCUUUGUGGAAAAAGAGUUUCAAGAACCUUAUUUCCGCUGUUCUCUUUCAAAGAACGUCUUUUCUGUCAAAGGCCGCAGAAGAUGCAUCCAGAAAGCCCCACUGGAGACCCAGAAGAAAAGGAACAGGAUCCAGAUCCCAAGUCACUACCAUGAUUACAGUUUCAUGAAGACUCUGGCCCAGGCCUUGAAUGCCGCUUAUUCCUCCAGAUCGAGGAGGAGGAGAAGGAAGGAGGGAGAAAAGAGUUUGGGGUCUCCAAGGCUGCAGCCGUGGCAGUCUCUGUCUCAGUCCAAAUGUGUGGAAAAUUGUCGUCCUGGAUUUGUCAAGAGGGCUCGAGAAGGAGAGCCAGUUUGCUGCUAUGACUGCAUUCCUUGUCCGGAGGGGACCUUCUCCACUCAGGAAGAUAUGGAAAAAUGCACCAAGUGUCCAGAUGAUAAAUACCCAAAUGAAGCCAGAGUCCAAUGUAUCCCCAAAAUUAUAACCUUCUUGUCUUAUGAGGAACAACUGGGCAUUAUCCUGGUCUCUUUUGCCCUACUCUUCUUCCUAAACUCAGGCCUUGUUUUAAUAGUAUUCAUUAAAUACCGAGAAACUCCCCUUGUCAAAGCCAACAACCGGGACCUCUCCUACAUCCUCCUGGUCUCCCUCCUGCUUUGCUUCUUGUCUCCUUCUCUCUUCAUUGGUCAACCAAGGAAAGCUGCCUGUCUUCUCCGACAAACGGUUUUUAGCAUCACCUUCUCAGUUGCCGUUUCUUCUCUCUUGGCCAAAACCAUCAUGGUGGUGCUGGCCUUCCUGGCCACAAAACCAGGAAACCGAGUGAAGAGAUGGUUAGGGAAGAGCUUGGCCAACUCUGUAAUCCUCUCUUGUUCUGCUGUCCAACUUGUCAUCUGCUCCAUCUGGCUGGGAGUUUCUGCCCCCUUCCCUGACUCUGACCUCCACUCCCAGCCUGGAGAGAUCAUCCUGCAAUGCAACGAAGGGGCCGUUGUCAUGUUCUACGUGACCCUCAGCUACAUGGGCUUCCUGGCUGCCAUCUGCUUCACGGUGGCUUUCCUGGCCAGGAACCUGCCUGGGGCCUUCAACGAAGCCAAGCUGAUCACCUUCAGCAUGCUGGUCUUCUGCAGUGUCUGGGUGACUUUUGUGCCCACCUACCUGAGCACCAAAGGGAAAUACAUGGUGGCUGUGCAGGUCUUCUCCAUCCUGGCCUCCAGUGCUGGUCUGCUGGGCUGCAUCUUCAUCCCCAAGUGCUACGUUAUCCUUCUGAGGCCAGACCUCAACACAAAAGAGCAGCUCACAGCCAGAACUAAUGUAAAAACCUGAGAUAUAACACAAAUGUUAUAUUGAAAGAAUUGUUAAAAGUUUCUUUUAUUUGAAAGGAGAUAUUCUUUCCAUUUAGAUAGUAGGCAUGAAUCAAAGAAAAUCAUAUGUAUAUGUUUCAAAUUUGGAAAUGAUUGAAUCCUUCACAAAGGAGCAGCUUACAGCCAGAAGAAAUGUGUAAAUGUGAGACUGAGGAGUUUCAACUUUUAACAUUUUCCACAGUCCAAACAUAGAAAAUGGUCCAAGCUGCUCUGCAUGUAUGAGUGAGCCAACUAUUUUUCGUGAAAUAAAUAAAGGGUGUGUGGAAGAUUAUGAGGAGACAAAUUUCUUGGAGAAAGGAGAGCAUGUUAGCAAGACAGAAAUAUAGAAGGAAUGUAUAGAGCAAUGUUGAUGCCCUCAUUUCUCAGUACAUUUCACCCAAACUGCUGUGGCAACGUAACUGAGAUAUUUCUUUUUGUUUACACAAUAAUUCUUUCUUGAGGGUAGCAACAAUACAAGGCUGGGGUGGUAACUUGAGUCUUGCUAAUUCUGAAUAUUCAUGCUUACAUCAUCUAUUAAAUGAAAUAUGAAUAUG